AUCCAUUUCCUCAUCUCCUCCUCUUCGUCGAUCUUCCAAUAAAUACCCAUAAAACCAGCAGCAGCGCUCACUCUCAUUUCUCUCUCUCUCUCUCUCUUAUAAUAAAAAAACUGCAGGCGGGCGGCGAUGGGGUCGACAGCGAUCAGAAGAGGGUUGAAUGCUCUGCUUGUAGCCGCAGUUUUAGGGGAGCAGUUGCAGACGUGUUUGUGUUUAUCAAACAUUAACAGAGCAAGCUUCCCUGAGGGUUUUGUUUUCGGAACUGCUUCCUCUGCUUUCCAGUAUGAAGGAGCGGUAAAAGAGGAUGGCAGAGGACCCACGGUGUGGGACAAAUUUUCACAUACCUUUGGUAAGGUACUUGAUUUUAGCAAUGCCGAUGUUGCUGUUGAUCAAUACCAUCGUUAUCCAGAAGACAUAGAGCUUAUGAAGAGCAUGGGGAUGGAUGCCUACAGGUUCUCAAUUGCUUGGUCAAGGAUUUUACCAAACGGAACUGGGGAAAUAAACCAAGCAGGAGUGGAUCACUACAAUGCUCUCAUCAAUGCUUUACUAGCCAAAGGAAUUGAACCAUAUGUGACCCUUUACCAUUGGGACCUCCCCCGAGCCUUAGAGGACAAGUACAAAGGACUGCUCGAUCCCCAAUUCGUAAAGGACUAUGCGGUGUAUGCCGAGACCUGCUUCCAGAAAUUUGGAGAUAGGGUGAAGCACUGGAUCACAUUCAAUGAGCCACAUACAGUAGUGACACAAGGCUAUGAUGUGGGUCUCCAGGCUCCCGGCCGCUGCUCUAUUCUUCUUCACCUUUUCUGCCGAGCUGGAAAUUCUGCAACCGAACCUUACAUUGUGGGGCACCAUAUUCUCCUUGCUCAUGCUACCGCAGCAAAUAUUUACAGGCAAAAAUACAAGGAAAAACAAGGUGGAGCAUUAAUGAUAGCGUUUGAUGUGAUCUGGUACGAACCAGCAACAAACUCAACAAAGGACAUUGAAGCAACACAAAGAGCACAGGACUUUCAGCUUGGCUGGUUUCUCCACCCUCUGAUCUAUGGGGACUACCCCAGCUCCAUGAGAACUCGGGUGGGAAGCCGGUUGCCGACAUUUUCCAAAGCCGAGGGUGCUCUUCUAGAGGGGUCUCUGGACUUUGUAGGCAUAAAUCACUACACUACAUUCUAUGUGCGGGCCAAUUCUACUAAUGUAAUUGGUGACUUACUUCACGAUGCUUUGUCAGACUCUGGCGCCAUCGCCCUCCCAUGGGGAAAAGGCAAAAUUGUAGGAGAAAGGGCAAAUUCUAUAUGGUUGUACAUUGUACCUCAAGGGAUGAGAAGCUUAAUGAAUUACAUAAAGCAAAAUUAUGGAAACCCACCUGUCAUUAUCACCGAAAAUGGGAUGGAUGAUCCAAAUAGCAUAUUUAUCUCCGUUAAAGAUGCUCUGAAGGAUGAAAAAAGGAUCAGAUAUCACGAUGGCUAUCUUUCCAGCUUGCUAGCUUCGAUCAAAGAAGAUGGAUGCAAUGUUAAGGGGUAUUUUAUGUGGUCACUAUUGGAUAACUGGGAGUGGGCAGCUGGUUACACUUCCAGGUUUGGAUUGUAUUUUGUGGAUUACAGAGACCAACUCAAGAGAUACCCGAAGAACUCUGUUCAAUGGUUCAAGAAUUUCCUCAACUCUACUCAACAAUAGGAGAGGAGAGGUACUUCAACUUCAACUGCAAAAAAUUUGACACUGGAAGAAGGCAUUGAAACACUACACGACAUGGGGAACCAAUGCACAAGGGGUGUUACUCCCGGUGCUUGCUCUUUCACUGCCAAGGCCCCUUAAUUGUUGUAAUAAUAAUGAUCUUCAUGCAAUGUUGAUUUAAGAUGAAAACGUGUCUGCAUCAAUGUGGUUUAACCAUGUUUCUCUUUUGGUGGAAGCAUCUCUUUUUUUUGGGGGGUUAAUUCAUUGGAGCCUAUUGGGUUUAGAUUACACAAUGUGACAUAGUCCACCCCUCCUCAUGUUACUCCACCAUAUCUGUCAAUAAUAUUGUAGCUGAAUACAGAGAGAUUGGCACAAA
Molecule: messenger RNA, 2035 nt
Organism: Malania oleifera
Lineage: Eukaryota; Viridiplantae; Streptophyta; Magnoliopsida; Santalales; Ximeniaceae
Product: beta-glucosidase 40
Exons: 13
Coding region: 127-1662 (511 amino acids)
Biological process (GO): carbohydrate metabolic process
Molecular function (GO): beta-glucosidase activity
Source: RefSeq, a predicted model, not a curated record